AUUUAUUCCCUUUAGCUUAGCACUAUGAUUUUCCCAUACGAAAAUGCCUAAAAUUCUACCUAUAUUUACUUUCUAGGGUUCUUCUUUCUCUCAUCUUUCGCUCUGAUCCAAAUCGAACCCAUCUCUAACUUCUAAUUUCCUAACACAGAUCUUCUCCUCAAUCUUCCUUUUCUUCGUUUCACCGUUUCUUCUCAAACACUCUUCGUUUCUAGUUUCAAUAUCUUUCACAUCGGUUAUCUUCCUUCCUCGAAUCUCUGAUUCUCUUAGCGUUUUCAUCUUUCUGUGAUUUUCUCUUCCUUCGUUUUUAUGGUGGAUAUGGAUGGAUUUGGAGGUGGGGGUGAUGUUGGAGGACGUCCUAAUAAUGGAGAUCUUAGGCAAUUGGCUGAUGUUCCCACAGGAGGUGCUGUUUUUGAUGCAUCACAAUAUGCAUUCUUUGGGAAAGAUGCUGUCCAGGAAGUUGAUUUGGGAGGGUUAGAGGACAAUGCCCAUUUGCCGACUUCCGAGUCUAACGAGGAGGAGUUCUUUUUUAAUAGAGAACAGGAUGAGGAUGUAAGAUCUCUUUCUGAUAUUGAUGAUCUUACGACCACCUUUUGGAAGUUGAACAAGGUUGUCAGCGGUCCAAGAAACCCAGGUGUUAUUGGUGAACGGGGAUCAAGAGAAAACUCUACAUCUGAUUUGGCACAAAGGGAAGAUGUUCAUAGCUGGUUUGAUCAGAAUGCUUAUGACAGUGAAGGUUCAAUUGAUGGAAAAAGAUGGUCAUCACAGCCCCAAUCUUCUCUUGCCCAUUUACAAAAUUCAAAGUCCUUGUACAGAACAUCUUCAUAUCCUGAGCAGCAAAGGCAGGAUCAAAAUUACCACCUCCAACAUUGUUCGAGUGAGCCCGUUCACAACUGGCUUGAUCAGCAGAUUUAUGAUAUUGAAACAGCUCAUGAUGACAAACGGUGGUCAUCUCAGCCGCAUACCUCCAUCCCACACUUGCACGAACCAACAUCCUUGUACAGAACAUCUUCAUAUCCAGACAAACAACCGGAGCUUACACGUUUUUCUAGUGAGCCAAUAUUGGUACAGAAGUCUUCAUUCACUUCUUAUCCUCCGCCAGGUGGUCGGUCUCAGCAGGGUUCUCCAAGUCAAAGUACAGGUCACUUAAACAUUCCUUAUCACACUGGAGCAGCAGCUCAGAUGGCGCUAUCAUCUCAAAAUCGUUCACAUUUCUCCAAUUCUGCUCUACAGUUGAGUGGAUUAAACCUUGGGUCACAUUUUGGUGGAAACACCCGCCAAUUUCUUAGUGGUUCCUCCUCUCUUAAUCAACGAAUACAGAACCAAUUGAUCAACCAAGCAGGGUUAUAUCCAGGAGAUCGUUCCAACCUCCUCAAUAAUAUGUUGCAGCAACAAUUACAGCUUCAUAAUGGAUCGGUUUCUCCUCACUUGAUGAAUCAAUUGCAACAGCAGCACAGACUGCACCAUCCUGUUCAGCAAUCUGCAGGCUACUUGUCAGGUUUUCAGUCUCAUUUAUUUAACCCCCACCUUUCCUCUAGCUCAUCCGUCAGUAGCAAGUAUGAUCAUAGACCAAAAUCAUCUCAAAAAGGUAAACAUAGUCAUCGGUUAUCCCAUCAGGGUUCUGAUGCCAGUAGCCAGAAGAGUGAAAGCUGUUCGUUACAGUUUCGCUCCAAACAUAUGACAAGUGAUGAAAUUGAGAGCAUUCUUAGAAUGCAGCUUGCUGUCACUCAUAGUAAUGAUCCAUACAUAGAUGACUAUUACCACCAAGGCCGUCUUGCGAAAAAACCUUCUGUGGCAAAGUUAAAACAUCCGUUUUGCCCAACCCAAAUAAAGGAACUUCCUUCACGAACACGUUCUAGUAAUGAUCCACAUGCAUUUCUUCAGGUUGAUACCCUAGGGAGGGUUUCAUUUUCGUCCAUUCGUAGGCCUCGCCCUCUUCUCGAGGUCGAUCCUCCUAACUCUUCCGUUCCUGGUAGCUCUGAGCUAAAGAUUUCAGAAAAGCCUCUCGAACAGGAGCCUACAUUUGCUGCUAGAGUCACAAUUGAAGAUGGUCUUUGUCUUCUUCUUGAUGUAGAGGAUAUUGAUCGUUUCCUACAGUCUAAUCAGCCACAAGAUGGUGGAACACAAUUAAGACGAAGAAGGCAGGUCCUGUUAGAAGGACUAGCUACUUCACUUCAACUAGUUGACCCGCUGGGAAAGAAUGGACAUAAGGUUGGGCUUGCAGCUAAGGAUGACCUUGUUUUCUUACGGAUAGUAUCUGUCUUUAAGGGACGCAAGCUCCUUGCGAAGUAUCUUCAAUUACUUCUUCCUGGUAGCGAGCUUAUGCGAAUAGUCUGCAUGACCGUCCUUCGGCAUUUAAGAUUCUUAUUUGGUGGUCUCCCCUCAGACCCGGCUGCUGCAGUGACUACAUGCAACCUUGCCAAAGUUGUUUGCCAAUGUGUCAGAGGAAUGGAUCUUGGUGCUCUUAGCGCCUGUCUUGCUGCAGUUGUUUGUUCUGCAGAGCAUCCUCCUCUACGCCCUGUUGGAAGCACUGCUGGAGAUGGUGCUUCCCUUAUUUUGGUAUCUGUUCUUGAGAGGGCUACCGAGCUUCUAACUGAUCCACAUGCAGCCUGCAACUAUAAUAUGGGUAAUCGUUCGUUUUGGCAGGCCUCAUUUGAUGAAUUCUUUGGCCUUCUUACCAAAUAUUGCAUGAAUAAAUACCACAGUAUCAUGCAGUCCCUGCUUAUACAAAGCACUCCAAAUAUGGAUGACAUUGGAUCAGAUGCUGCUAAAGCUAUUAGUAAUGAAAUGCCUGUUGAACUCUUGCGUGCAAGCCUCCCUCACACUGAUGACCGCCAAAGGAAGCUAUUACUGGAUUUUGCCCAGCGAUCUGUUCCCGUGGUUGGAUUUAACAGUAACUCCGGGGGAAGCGGAGGCCUUCUGAAUUCAGAGACAGUGCUAAGUUGAAAGAUUGCAGCAAGAAAAGCUCUCCAUAAUGGUUUUUGGGUUGAAAAAUCACAUCUUACACAACCCUGCAUCUGUUCAGAUACAUUCAGUGCUCAAAAGUACUUCUGGAGCAAUCUUAUAUGAUGGAUGAAGGCUUCUUACUCAUCGUUCAUCAUCUACUAGUUGUCAUGAUGCAGAAAAGAUAUGCAGCAUUGUGAAACAAAUAUGCAAUCAGGCCCUUUAUUUUAUAAUACACUUGGCUUGAUUUGUUCCUCUUGUCUUUUAUUUUUCUAUCGACAAGGGGUUUAUUUUGUUACUACGUGUGGCUGGUAGGAACACAGUAGUUAGUAUGUACAGGUUUAGGUAUAUAUGAUUCCCAUGUUUCCUUUCUUAUUAUUAUAUAUAGAAGGGUAAGGGUGGGUUGUAAUCUGCACCGAAUCAGUUGAAGAUGUGUUUUCUUAAGGGCUUUCGGGGAUGUGCAAACUUUACCGAGAAACAGGUUGGUUGACUAUUUAGCUUGCUGCAAAACUCGAAAGAACACUGGUGAAUAAUAAGUUAUAUUGUACCUUGUUGCAUGAUUUUAUCAUUUUUCAGAUACGUUUUAGAAUUGUCAAUUUGUAUA
Messenger RNA from Vicia villosa (hairy vetch), 3544 nucleotides. RefSeq names its product protein PAT1 homolog. Lineage: Eukaryota; Viridiplantae; Streptophyta; Magnoliopsida; Fabales; Fabaceae. The record is from RefSeq and is a predicted model, not a curated record. The coding region runs from base 307 to 2943 and encodes 878 amino acids. Gene Ontology annotation, cellular component: P-body. The transcript is spliced from 5 exons. Gene Ontology annotation, molecular function: RNA binding. Gene Ontology annotation, biological process: P-body assembly; deadenylation-dependent decapping of nuclear-transcribed mRNA.